AUGAACAAAGAGGAGGGACCAUGCCGACCCACCGCCUCUCUCAAAUUCACCAUUGACAAUAUUCUGAACCUCAAGACAAGCGGAAGGAAGUAUGACAGUUGUCACUCCGCGAGACCGCUGCCGGAUGACACGGACGCACGGGCGCGUAAAGGAGCUUUCCAAAGCCACUACGAGGCGCGCAGCAUCCAGCGCGGCCAGCAUCCAUUCAGCGCACAUCGCGAGAGGGAGGCGGUGGGUGACGGUGACGGGGCGGCGGAGCUCAUCGGCCACCGGGACCAGGGCAGCAAGGCGCAGCAGGAGCGCUUCGAAAGCGGCGACAGCAGCUGCGACGACGCCGCGACGGCGGAGCCCGACAAGGGCUGCGGCUCGUCCGCCAAGAAGAACAAAAUGAUCGCCAAAAAGAAAACGCGCACCAUCUUCUCCAAGAGACAGAUCUUCCAGCUGGAGUCCACCUUCGACAUGAAGCGCUACCUGAGCAGCGCGGAGCGCGCCUGCCUGGCCAGCUCGCUGCAGCUCACGGAGACCCAGGUCAAAAUAUGGUUUCAGAACCGCAGGAAUAAGUUGAAACGUCAGAUUUCCACCGAGAUCGACGGACCCGUUUCAGAUUUCCCCGAGACUGUGAAGCCCGUGGUGGUGGGCCCGCUGCCGCCCCUUUAUAAAGAGAGCAGCCUGCUGGGCAGAUGCUUGCUGCCCGUGCCCCUGCCCAUCGUCUACCCGGGGAAUAGCACGCCUUACAUAUGCUUCUCCAACGCCAGCAAAUACUUCAGCCUGUACGAUGGGGACGUAUGA
Molecule: messenger RNA, 789 nt
Organism: Lampris incognitus (smalleye Pacific opah)
Lineage: Eukaryota; Metazoa; Chordata; Actinopteri; Lampriformes; Lampridae
Gene: hmx4
Product: H6 family homeobox 4
Exons: 2
Coding region: 1-789 (262 amino acids)
Biological process (GO): regulation of transcription by RNA polymerase II
Cellular component (GO): nucleus
Molecular function (GO): DNA-binding transcription factor activity, RNA polymerase II-specific; RNA polymerase II transcription regulatory region sequence-specific DNA binding
Source: RefSeq, a predicted model, not a curated record